UCAUAUCCCACGUGGGAUGAUCACCUUCGCGUAGCUUUGUAUUUUUGACCGUCUUGCCUUUUCCUAAAGGCUGAAAAAACGGGUAUUAAUCAACUCAAUUUUUAUCGGUUUUUCAUCCUAAAGUUACCCGGGAUACCUAGGAGUAUUAGGUUUAAGCACAAACGCCUAAAGAAGGGAAGAUGAGUCUGGAGACUCUCCUGGAGGCAGCAGAAUAUUUGGAGUGGCGAUCAAAUACUAAUGCACGUGAAAACGAAUCAAGCAAAGAAUUCCAUCAGUAUGCAAAGUCUCCAAACUCUCAACCUAACGCAGAUAAUUCUGGCGGCUCCGAUUAUGGGGAAAACUCCAUACAUAGUCCUUCGGAAGAUGGCAAAGAGAAGCGGCGAGCGGGCGGAGCUGGCACAAGAGAAGUGCACAAUAAAUUGGAGAAAAAUAGGAGGGCUCAUUUGAAAGAAUGCUUUGAGACUUUGAAAGGGCAGUUGCCAAACAUAGAUGAGAAAAAGACUUCCAAUUUAAGUAUCCUCAGGAGUGCUCUAAGAUACAUACAGACCCUGAAAAGGAAGGAGAAAGCUCAUGAGCAAGAAAUGCAGCGGCUAGCCAAAGAAAAAAUAAUUGCUCAAGAGCGAAUAGCCACACUAAAAAGAGAUCUUCACCAGAUGAACAUAGAGGUAGACAUGAACCACUGGAUAACCACAGAAGAUCAGGAAACUAAUUCUACAUCUACAGCCACUGAAACAGCUAGUCAAGUUCUGAGUGAUGAAGAAGAGGAAGAGGAGGCUGCAGACAAGUUGACAACCACUACAGUUCAGAUACCUAGUGGACAAACUCUUAGUAUAAUUAAAAGGGCUCCUGUUCAGGUGGUGCCUAAUUCAGUAGCAGCAGUAGCAGUGUCACCGCCCACCACCACCACAGCAGCAGCAGCACCCGUAACAACAGCUCAAGCUGUGUCAACCUCAGUCAAAGGAUCAACUGUGAUAUCAACCAUUACUCCAGCUGGAAAACCCCAAGGAAUCACAAAGACUCCGGUAACCCAGAUCUUGCAUCAGGCAAUCACUCACAGAGUUCAGUUACAGCAGCAGCAGAAGGCUCUGACAGCAUUACAGCAACACCACCAACAGCAGCAACAGCAGCAGCAACAUUCACAGUUGCAGAGGAUUAUUUCAACCCAUGUGAUGCCCACAACUGGUAGUGUGCUGUCUAACAGCUUGCGAGCCCCACCGCAGAUGAUACGACCUGUAGGAAUGCCACAUGUACGACAGACAAUUGUCAGCUCACAGGGAAUUCCACAUGUGUCAGUGUUACGCAAUGUAGUGACUACGAGCACACGUCCUUCGUCCAGUCCUUUCAAUGUCAUAACCACUAAACAAUUACCUGUAUUACUGACUCCAACGUCUACAGUGGAACUCCCAGUUUUAAGCAGUAGUAGUAAUAUUAGUGCUGGAACCUCAUCAACAGCUAGAACAGUAUCUGUUGUAACGGGAACGAGUACAGCUACCAGUGUUACAGCACCAGCUGCAACCUCGGUGGCAGCGGUGUCGAAUAGUCAGCCUCAGGCAGCCAUCACAGGAUCCUCAAACCAGCAGCCUGCGGCUCAACAUGUGUCUGUAGUCAAAAAUAUCAUCACUGCACCGUUGAAUGCGUCAGUGGUGCACCCUGUUCCUCAUGGCACACAACUGUCUGCCCUUACAGCCUUGACGCAGGCCAUUGCUAGGACGCCAUUUCCCAUGGCCACUACUGUGCCCCACGUCAUUUCCUCCACAGUGUCACAAGCGUCAACAACAACCAAUAAUAACAGCCCGGCUGUGCCAGUGAUACCAGGAGUCAAUUCAGUGUCGCAGGUGUCCGCCCUUCAUCCAGUCAUGUCAUCAAUUGCCCAGUUGUCACCUGGAAUGACGCAGACGGUCAUCCCCGUCACCAUGAUGUCUUCGUUACCUUUACAGCAGAACCAUUUGAUGAAUCACACAUUGUUUAAGACCCACAUUCCCAUCAUGGGGUUGCAAUCCCCUUUGCAGUUGCAAACACCUGUGGUUGCUGGUCAACCCAUGGUGAAACCAGUAUUUGUUGCCAAUGUCGUAUCAACAUCUGGAUCUUCUCAUCCUCCCACGACCAUUGCUGUGGCAACAACAUCCCAGAAUUAACACCCAAUGCUGCAUAAUUAUUAUACACUUCUGGCAUUUGCACAAAUGUCUGAGUGUGGGAGCACAAAGAAUGUAUGUUGUUUAAUUUAUGUGGAAGUAUAGUGUUGGAGGAGAAAAUAUAAAUUUUCUUUAGUCAUAUUUUAUGUACGGACAGUUUUGUUAGUACAUAUUGCCAUCAUCUGCACGCAAGUCAGAAAUGUGCAUAUUUCUUGUUACAAAAUUAACUGGUUUUGCUUCACUCUGUGUUUUUUCAUUGUCCUAAAAUGCAGGUCAAACUGGGCCAGAUUCAAUUAUUCCAUAUUUUUUUCAACAAUCUAUUGAUGAAAAAAUUCCUUUCCUUUAAAUUCCUUGGUGGCACAUGCAGAAUUUUCUUACAGGUAAAGUUGUUUAGUGCACAGGUUAUUUUUUCCUAAUAUUUAAGCAGAAAUAAGCUGUCUGUACUCUCUGUUAGCUGGCUUCUUGAUUGAUAAGGCUUAAAAGAUAAACUUCUUCCCUAAAGUUAUUCUUCAAUUUGUUCAUCAAAAUAGAAGUCCUUAUAAAUAGUCAGCACCUUAAAUGUCAUUGUGUUUCAUUGUCAAUUUUUCAGUAACAUUUUAAAUGAACUAGUCUGGACAGUAGUUUUAUAUCAUGGUGCCAGUGUGGCAUGUAAAGUGAUUGUUUAUUGUACUAUUUUGAAAUAUAAAAUGGGAUCUUUUAUUUAUUGCAAGAGGCAUGAAACUUCUACAAGUGCAUGACUCGAUAGGGAGAUACUGUGAUGAAUAUUUUAGGAUUGUAAGAUUGUUUUGUCCUGUCCUGUUCUGCUAGGCAGAGCCAUUCUGACCCAUAUGCAGUUGAGAUUUACUUAUUAAAGUAAGACUUGUUACACAGAAUAAAAUCAUCUUGGUUUCAUCUAUUGCAUUGGGAAUAUUUUAAUGAACACGGAUAGUGUUAUAAACCAAGUCAUGCUAAAGAUAAUGGAAAUGUUAAUCAUCUUUCACUUUAAAUGAUGUUGUGUGAAUAUCAAAAAAAUAGUAGUAGCUCAGUUUUCUCUCUUUAGAUUGUAAGUCUGUAGAAUUAUAAGUGAAACAAAUAGCUUAUUUUUCAAAGAAAAUCAGGGGAAAGUCUAUUUACAUAGAUGAGUUGUUACCGUCUUUGCAUUUUUGUCAGCAGUUAUACUUUAAAUUAUUUCUUCAUCAAACAUGUUGAUGGAGGCAACUAUGGUCAUUUCAUUGAAUUAUUGUACCUGUGCUAUGUUAGACAGUGUCUCAAGCACAACCUGUUACUUUUUCCAUCAGAGACAAAAUAGUGAUUCAAUUUAAUGUACUUGGAAAAGGUGAACUUUAGGAUGGAGGCAAUUUACCUAGAUUGAAAUAUGUAUAAGAAUUAAAAUGUACAUAAGUCAUACAGCUCUAAGAGUUGAGGAAGUGAAACUUUCUGAAGAUAACUUUAAUGGAACAAAGAAUAGCAGUGUCUGGAUUUGUGUACUUGAACUCUUUUUAGAGUGCAACGGAGCUCUUAUUUUGUAGAGAAAUUGUAUUACAGCAUAUGGAAACUUGAUUCAUGUUUUCAAUGAAAUAAAACAAAACCAUUCGCUUUUCAUGUUUUAA
This is a messenger RNA of Lingula anatina, 3721 nucleotides long. RefSeq lists its product as uncharacterized. The record is from RefSeq and is a predicted model, not a curated record. Gene Ontology annotation, molecular function: protein dimerization activity; RNA polymerase II cis-regulatory region sequence-specific DNA binding; DNA-binding transcription factor activity, RNA polymerase II-specific. Lineage: Eukaryota; Metazoa; Brachiopoda; Lingulata; Lingulida; Lingulidae. Gene Ontology annotation, biological process: regulation of transcription by RNA polymerase II.